AUGGAGGAUGUCGGACGAGUCCCCGAAGGCCUGCCCUCCGCCCCUUCUCUAGAACCCACCACCAUCCCUACCCUCGAUGGCUGGAUUGAAAGCUUGAUGAGCUGCAAGCAGUUGGCCGAAUCAGAUGUCCAGAGACUUUGCGAGAAGGCACGAGAGGUUCUCCAAGACGAAUCCAAUGUUCAACCUGUUAAAUGCCCAGUGACUGUGUGCGGUGAUAUUCAUGGUCAGUUCCAUGACUUGAUGGAGCUCUUCAAAAUUGGUGGCCCGAACCCAGACACAAACUACCUUUUCAUGGGCGAUUAUGUUGACCGUGGCUAUUACUCCGUGGAGACAGUCACCUUGCUGGUUGCUCUGAAGAUUCGUUAUCCGCAGCGGAUCACGAUUCUUCGUGGUAACCACGAAUCGCGCCAGAUCACUCAGGUGUACGGCUUCUACGAUGAGUGCCUACGGAAAUACGGGAACGCGAACGUAUGGAAGUAUUUCACAGACUUGUUCGACUAUCUACCCCUCACCGCCCUCAUCGACAACCAGAUCUUCUGCCUGCACGGCGGUCUAUCCCCGAGUAUCGAUACUCUUGACAACAUUCGAGCCCUUGACAGAAUCCAGGAGGUGCCGCAUGAGGGCCCCAUGUGCGAUUUGUUGUGGUCUGAUCCCGAUGACCGAUGCGGAUGGGGUAUUUCCCCACGUGGUGCUGGUUACACCUUCGGGCAGGAUAUUUCAGAGGCAUUCAACCAUAAUAAUGGUCUGACCUUGAUUGCUCGAGCACAUCAGCUUGUUAUGGAGGGUUACAACUGGUCUCAAGACAGGAACGUCGUCACAAUCUUCUCUGCACCGAAUUACUGUUACAGAUGUGGCAACCAAGCAGCGAUUAUGGAGAUCGACGAGCACUUGAAAUACACUUUCCUGCAAUUCGACCCUUGCCCGCGUGCUGGCGAGCCCAUGGUUUCAAGACGAACUCCAGAUUACUUCCUGUGA
Messenger RNA from Phaeoacremonium minimum UCRPA7, 975 nucleotides. Its product is annotated as putative serine threonine-protein phosphatase pp2a catalytic subunit protein. Bases 1 to 975 code for a protein of 324 amino acids. Gene Ontology annotation, molecular function: protein serine/threonine phosphatase activity. Gene Ontology annotation, biological process: peptidyl-serine dephosphorylation; mitotic cell cycle. The transcript has 6 exons. The record is from RefSeq and is a predicted model, not a curated record. Gene Ontology annotation, cellular component: cytosol. NCBI's taxonomy places the organism in Eukaryota, Fungi, Ascomycota, Sordariomycetes, Togniniales, Togniniaceae.